This is a messenger RNA of Pseudocercospora fijiensis CIRAD86, 1182 nucleotides long. RefSeq lists its product as uncharacterized. Gene Ontology annotation, molecular function: metal ion binding; agmatinase activity. Lineage: Eukaryota; Fungi; Ascomycota; Dothideomycetes; Mycosphaerellales; Mycosphaerellaceae. The transcript is spliced from 2 exons. The record is from RefSeq and is a predicted model, not a curated record. The coding region runs from base 1 to 1182 and encodes 393 amino acids.
AUGAGGUUGCUGCCAUCCGCCGCGUGUAUCGGCCUGGCAUUCGCGCACACUGGCCAUGAUCAUCAGCGAGAAGAGCAGCAAUCAUUUGUAGGUUGGACCAAGGACGAUCUUGAUGCCAAAUGGGGCACAGACUGGGGCUACACUGGAAUCUCAACAUUCGCACAUCUUCCUUAUAUUCGAUGUCUACAGCAUCCGGAGGAAGAGUAUGACAUCGCUAUCCUGGGCCUCCCAUUUGACACUGCUGUAACGUACAGACCCGGCGCACGGUUUGGACCGCGAGCGAUCAGAGCAGCAGCAGCUCGACAGACUACGUUUCGUGGAUUUAAUCCCAGAGCUGGCCUCAAUCCGUAUCAAUCAUGGGCGAAGGUCAUCGAUUGCGGUGAUGUACCGGUCACCCCUUUCGAUAAUGCCCUGGCAUUGAGGCAGAUGAGUGAGGCUUACACCAAUCUCGCGUACAGCAAGGCGCCCAAGAGCAAUGCUGAGUCUCCGAUCAAGUAUCGGAAUACUCCAAAACUGAUUGCGCUUGGUGGUGAUCAUUCCAUUGCUCUACCUACGCUACGAGCACUCAACAAGAUAUAUGGCAACGUAGCAGUGGUUCAUUUCGAUGCUCAUCUGGAUACCUGGCAUCCAGCAAAGUAUCCAUCAGCGUGGUUCGACAAGGACGACGCAACACAGCAAUCGUUCUUCACACACGGCACUAUGUUCUGGUUGGCUCACAAUGAAUCACUUAUCAUGGAAGGCAAGUCUGUUCAUGCUGGACUUCGAACUCGCUUGACGAACAUCGAAGAUAACGAAGAGGACGAUGCUCAAGGGUGGAGUCGGAUCGCAUGCGAUGACAUUGACGAGAUUGGAAUUGCAGGAGUCGCGAAGAAGAUUGUCUCACAUGUUGGGACAGAGACUCCGGUCUAUCUAUCUAUCGACAUCGAUGUAAUUGAUCCUGGGCUUGCUCCGGGAACUGGUACACCGGAGCCAGGAGGAUGGACAACACGAGAAUUGAUUCAGGUGCUGAGGAGGAUCGAGAGCCUCAAUGUAGUAGGAGCAGAUGUUGUGGAGGUGUCCCCUGCUUAUGAUGGAACUGGGGAGGUGACGGCUCUAGCUGCAGCACAGAUUGCCUUUGAGGUGCUGACCAGCAUGGUCAAGCGUGGACUGCCAGCUGCAGAGGAGGGCCACAGCGAGCUGUAG